Molecule: messenger RNA, 1153 nt
Organism: Suillus plorans
Lineage: Eukaryota; Fungi; Basidiomycota; Agaricomycetes; Boletales; Suillaceae
Exons: 6
Coding region: 143-1153 (336 amino acids)
Source: RefSeq, a predicted model, not a curated record
CGAUAGUAGUCUGAACGAUUUUAAUUGGCUGACUAAUAACUCUGGCGCUACUACCUCGUCAUUACAACCCUCUCCACUAAAGGGGUUUCAGGGAACUCGACUACCGACUACCAAGCACACAGCUCUAUCUUUCAAUUGCAACAUGUCUCUCACCUCCAACGAGAGCACCCCUACCCUUUUAAAUGACUACACAUUCAAAACAGAUCUUCUCACCAUAAUGAGUGACACUGCUCCAGAAACAAAUGACAAGUUAAAGCAUCAUGCAAAAGCCAUUCUCCAGGAAGUACGAUCAACGAUGACUUCAAUCUAUCCAUAUGGGGUCAGCACAUAUAGGUUAUUGGAUGCAAUGAUUGAUGGUUCAGAGCAAGCUGGUUUGUCAACUGGUGUACACUAUGCAGCAGCUGCCAUCUUAGUGGCCUAUCAAAAGGGAGAGGCAUCAAACUCCUCUGCCUCUGAGUUGACAAAGUUGGCACAUGAUUGGUUCUUCUUCCUUCUCUGGCCUUUCAAAAAGACCUUCAGACCCAGCUACUCUCCACAAUCAGAGUUCUCUACUCCCACCCCCCAAUCCCAUGCUUCCAAAGUCAUUGUUGACACUGUGCCUGCAGCAUCACAAAAUUCUCACUUUCUGGAUCUGCUCACCAGACGAGAAGGUGAUAAAUGUGCAGUCACUGGAGCUUUGAAUACCUUCAAUGCACCACAUCCCCGUACUCAUCGUGAAGCACAGCUCAAUGGUGCCCACAUCCUCCCAAGAUCCAUUGUUCAAGAGCAUCCAGAAGGCAAUCGCAUUGCAGGAACAAUUGACAUCAUAAAGCACUUUACUAACCUUCCUUUGAGCAUUAUAGAUGACAUGUCUAGGAUGAUUGAUGACCCAUCAAAUGGAAUGUUGCUUGAGCAGACAUUGCGCUAUGCUUCUGAUUGCUAUAUGUGCUGCUUAGACUCUACGGAUGUCUUGGACAAAUAUAAAAUACACUGGUUUCGCAGUAUCCCUUCUGAUUUGGAGGAUUUCACAGAAGUCCAAUUCAAGGAUCACUCUCAAACUGGUAUUCCGCCUCCCAACCCUAUGUUCAUUGUGCUCCGUUCUGCCAUCUCCCACAUCCUAAACCUCAGUGGUGCUUCAGAAGCCAUAGACAAGCAAGGAAGAGUGCCUUCUUAG